This is a messenger RNA of Purpureocillium lilacinum, 369 nucleotides long. Lineage: Eukaryota; Fungi; Ascomycota; Sordariomycetes; Hypocreales; Ophiocordycipitaceae. The record is from RefSeq and is a predicted model, not a curated record.
AUGUGUCAAAGUUGCCACGGGCUGAAGCAUGCCGACGGCCGGGGUCACACAGGGCAUCACAACCCGACCUCCUCGAUGUUGCUGAGAUGUGACCUGGAGACAGAAUCGCGAAGUCGCGCGUGGAUACAGGGUAGGCUGGCGGCACUGGCCGAACAAGGCGCCGCCAGCCGGGCUAGUGAGACGUCAGCCCGACAGCACAAUCACCAGGUGCUUCGGUACAGGACCGUACCGAAUCCAAUCGAUCGAAGACGCAGUGCCCAGUGGUUUCAGCAUCACCUGCGUGACCACAUCUGUGCGAUUGGACGUUGGUCGCUGGAUGAGCCGAGCUCUUGGCGUGGCAAUCGACGGCCUAUACGCCGCUGGGGUUGA